Lottia gigantea (owl limpet) is the source of this 1209-nucleotide messenger RNA. RefSeq lists its product as hypothetical. Gene Ontology annotation, cellular component: cytoplasm. The transcript has 2 exons. Gene Ontology annotation, molecular function: protein binding. The record is from RefSeq and is a predicted model, not a curated record. Bases 1 to 1209 code for a protein of 402 amino acids. NCBI's taxonomy places the organism in Eukaryota, Metazoa, Mollusca, Gastropoda, Lottiidae.
AUGGCAGCGAUAAAAAGAUUUUUUGAAAAGAAAAAACUUGAUGUCAAAUUCAAGAAAGCAGGAGAAGGUCACAGCCUAAAUGAGACAUCAGCACGAAAGCCAGUUUCAAAAUCAACUGGAUUGUCAAAUCCACGACGUACUGGCCCAGCAGAAACUGGUCAAAGAGCAGCUGAAGCAGCAUUAUCUCGCUUACAGUCUACUCACGAUCAAGAAAUUAUUCAAGACAGUGCUCCAGUGUUGUCAACUAUAUUUUAUAAAUGUCCUGAGAUUGGAGAAGCUGUAUUGAGUAAGUGUGAAAUGGAUGAGUAUAUCCAUGAAUUCCUAUUAACAAAUCUUGCAGAGGAACCAGAGAUGACCUCAGCUUUGAUGAUUCAAACAUUAAAUAAAGAUCGUGAAAAAGUUGGGAAAUGUGUAGAAACCUUAACAAAGUAUAUUGAUAAUGUGAUUAAUAACCCAGAUGAUCAUAAGUAUAGGAAAAUUCGAGUCAAUAAUAAAGCUUUUCAAGAUCGGGUGGCCUGCUUGAAAGGAACAGAAGAAUUUCUUCAAGCUGUCAGGUUUGAAAUGAAGUUAUUACCACAUGAAGAUAAUGAAGAAUAUUUCUAUGUAUUGGAAGAUGAAGCUGCAAUGGAUAUUGAAAGAUUAAAAGGGAUAAAGGAAGUCUUGACUAUGGCAAAACCCAUUAAACCUCAACUUGACAGAUCACUCAAAGUUUUCCAUCCUUCAUCUGGUGCCUCAAAAUUUUACAUUCCUGAUGAGUUUUAUGCUAUUUCUCCCGAAGAAAUUAAAAAAGAACAACAAUGUCGUACUGAAGCUGUAGAGAAAUUAGGGAUGCUAAGAACGAAGGCAAUGAGAGAACGGGAUGAACAGAGAGAGCUACGGAAAUAUAGAUUCACUCUGUUGAGAAUACGAUUACCAGAAGGUAUCAUUCUUCAAGGAACUUUCAGAGCAAUGGAAAAACUGAAAACAUUAUAUGAUUAUGUUCGUGAAAAUUUAAUAAAUGACUGGAUGCCAUUCCAACUGAUAUCAUCCUCGGGUGAAAAAUUGAUUGAUGAGGAUUUAACUUUAGCUGAACUUGGGCUUGUACCUGCAACUGUUGUCAACUUUGCUUGGGAUUUGACAGUAGCAGCUGAGGUAGCAGCCCAACAAGGGUCCUCAGCUACCACUAAUUGUUUAAAGCCAGAAAUAGCUGCUCUUAUUCAAGAUCUCUAA